Microdochium trichocladiopsis is the source of this 1536-nucleotide messenger RNA. Its product is annotated as chromate ion transporter. Gene Ontology annotation, molecular function: chromate transmembrane transporter activity. The transcript is spliced from 4 exons. Gene Ontology annotation, biological process: chromate transport. The coding region runs from base 1 to 1536 and encodes 511 amino acids. Lineage: Eukaryota; Fungi; Ascomycota; Sordariomycetes; Xylariales; Microdochiaceae. The record is from RefSeq and is a predicted model, not a curated record.
AUGGCUAUUCGACGCUGGGGAGGCUGGCAGCCCGAUAACGUCGGGAGCAAGUUGUGGAACGCCAUCAACACUAAUUACCAUCUGGGGUUUACCUCCUUCGGUGGUCCCCCAGUGCAUUUCAAGAUCUUCCAUGACAAAUUCGUCCAGAAGCUGCAAUGGAUCGACGAGCAAGUGUAUCAAGAGCUAUUCAGUGUAUGCCAGGCCUUCUCUGGCCCUGGUAGUACCAAAAUGCAUUACUGUAUCAACCUCAUCCAUGACGGUUUCCUGCCGGCCUUACUGAGCUUUUUCAUCUGGAGCCUACCUGGCGCCCUCGGAAUGUACGGCCUCUCCAUCGGUAUCUCUAACAUCGGCGACUCCCUCCCCGGACCGGUUUAUGCACUCCUCUCUGGCCUCAACGCCUCAACCGUCGGCAUCAUCGCAGUCGCCGCCGUCCAACUAUCAGAGAAAGCCAUCACCGAUAAGACCACCCACAUACUCGUCUUCCUCGGAGGCGCGGCCGGAAUCCUAUACAACGCGCUGUGGUACUUUCCCCUUCUGAUGUUCCUGGCCGGUGUCGCAACUGUCGUCCAUGACUAUCGCUGGCUUCACGGCCCAGUCAAGGCCGUCUUGGCGGUGGUGAAGAACCCCAGAAGACGACGUCCGGCAGAAGAGAUAGAAUCCGUCGAGCUUUCGCAGUCGCAGUCUGCCAAUCAUCAUAACACUGCUAUCACCUCUGCUACUUCUUCCAGUGCUAUAACAGAACGGAAUGAGGCAGGGACGCGCUCAAGCCGAGACAAUCAUGCCGAAACUCUUCCGGUUACUGAGAACGGGCAUCUAGAGACCGAGUCGGAACCCCGCGUCGUCCCACCAGAACGCAGCCUCAACUUCUCCUGGACCUUCGGCCUCGGCAUAAUUAUCUUUUUCCUCAUUACUUUCAUCGUCAUUAUGGUCCUGCGCGGCGUAUUACCCGUCAAGUCGCUCCUCUUCAGCUUCUUCGCAAACAUGUACCUCGCAGGAACUAUCAUCUUCGGCGGAGGUCCCGUCGUCAUCCCCUUGCUCCGCGAAUACGUCGUCGCCGAAGGCUGGGUUAGCCCGCGAGACUUCCUCAUCGGCCUAGCCAUUCAGCAGAGCUUUCCCGGUCCCAACUUCAACUUCGCUGUGUACCUCGGCGCCCUGACUGCGAUCAACGGGGGUUACAACUCAGCUGCAGGGGCUACACUCGGAUUCAUUGGUAUCUUUGCCCCGGGCCUCAUUACCGUUCAUGGCACUAUGGGCAUAUGGAGUGCUAUCCGCGGCCUUAGAUGUGUAAAGUCGCUCCUCAGGGGCGUCAAUGCCGGUGCCGUCGGCCUUAUUUACACCGCCGUCUACCGCCUCUGGGAAAUCGGCUACAUAGACGAAAGUUUCCAGCAGGGCACAAGUCUCGCACAGGAGCCAUGGUGGGUUGUCGUGACGGCAUCGAGCUUUGUCUUCGGCUACUCCUUUGGCGUGAGCCCACCGGUCGCCAUCGUCAUGGGUGCCGUGUUGGGCCUUAUCUGGUAUGCAGUUGUUCGGACUUAA